AUGCACUGGUCACCAGAGCAUGCCCAGUCCCUGAACCAGUGGCCGGAGCAGCACCUUGACGUCUCCUCCACCACCUCCUCGCCAGCCCACAAGUCCGACCUCUACCCCAGCACCCGCCAGCGCUUCAACUACGCCUGGGCCAACGACGACAUCUCCGCACUCACUGCCUCCAACCUCCUCAAGAGGUACGCCGAGAAGUACUCGGGGGUGCUGGACGCGCCCUACGAGCGCCCGGCGCUGAGCAGCUACGGGGAUGGAGCCUUCGGGCCGGUUAACGGGCAGAAGGGGGACGGGGAGCCCUGGCCGGUGGCGCACGGCUCCGACAGCGCCUACACCCUGACCCCCAUCCAUCAUGCCGGCAAGUAUGGCGGGCAGCCAAUGAAGAGUAUGGUCUCGCCAUCCUACGGCACCGGGGAUGCUCCACUGCGGCCGGCAGAGCCCUUUGAGAAGUUCAGCCCCCCCCUCGCCAACGGGGAGCGGGCAGCCGAGCCGGGACCCCCCUUCCCGCUGCGGCUGCCUCCCAAAGCACCAGUCUGUGGCAGCCCGCCGGUGGAGGAGCAACCCAAGAAUGUUGACCCCCUGGUCUUGGAGCUGGUGAACACCAAGAUCGUGGAGCGGGGGCCGCCCGUGCAGUGGACGGACAUCGCUGGGCAGGUCUCUGUGAAGGCCACCAUCGAGGAGGAGCUGGUGUGGCCCAUCCUGCGUCCCGGUGCCUACACCGGGGUGAGCCGGCCGCCCCGCACCAUCCUGCUGUUCGGUCCCCGUGGCACGGGGAAGACCCUGCUGAGCCGGUGCAUCUCCACCCAGCUGGGCUCCACCUUGCUGAAGCUCAGUGGGACAACCCUGCUCUCCACCUGGAAAGCCGAAGCUGAGAAGAUCCUGCAGACCGUCUUCUUCGUGGCCAGCUGCCGGCAGCCCGCGGUGGUGCUCAUCACCGAGGCCGAGUCCUUGCUGGUGGCCCGGGCUGGCGAGGAUGGCAGCCAGGUGAGCAACCUCAAGUCCCAGCUCCUCUCCUACCUGGACAACGUGGCUACCUCAUCCGAGCAGAACGUGGUCAUCAUCGGGACCACCUCCCGGCCUGGCAGCAUGGACGAAGCUUCCCACCGGCGCUUCGCCAAGCGGUUCUAUAUCUCCCCGCCGGACAGCAUCGCCCGGCGGCAGAUCCUCCAUCACGCCCUGGCUCAGCAGAGCUCCUGCCUGAGCGAGCGGGAGAUGGCCUCCCUGGUGCAGCACACGGAGAGCUUCUCGGGCAGUGAGCUGGUCCAGCUCUGCCAGCACGCCGGGGCCACCACGCUGCACGGUUUGCCGGGCCAGAUCCAGCCCACCUCCUACCAGGACUUUGAGAAGGCGUUCUGCAAGGUCCGCCCCGCCGCCUCCCAGAAGGAGCUGGACUUGUUCCUGGAGUGGGAUAAAAUGUACGGCACCAGGCACUGA
Aptenodytes forsteri (emperor penguin) is the source of this 1434-nucleotide messenger RNA. It is a transcript of the gene FIGNL2, whose product is annotated as fidgetin like 2. The transcript has 2 exons. The coding region runs from base 1 to 1434 and encodes 477 amino acids. The record is from RefSeq and is a predicted model, not a curated record. NCBI's taxonomy places the organism in Eukaryota, Metazoa, Chordata, Aves, Sphenisciformes, Spheniscidae. Gene Ontology annotation, molecular function: ATP binding; microtubule severing ATPase activity; ATP hydrolysis activity.